Molecule: messenger RNA, 3933 nt
Organism: Urocitellus parryii (Arctic ground squirrel)
Lineage: Eukaryota; Metazoa; Chordata; Mammalia; Rodentia; Sciuridae
Gene: Umodl1
Product: uromodulin like 1
Cellular component (GO): extracellular region
Molecular function (GO): protein binding; peptidase inhibitor activity; calcium ion binding
Source: RefSeq, a predicted model, not a curated record
AUGCCCAUGACCCUGGGGCUGGCCCUGCUGGCUUUGGCCAGUGCUGUGGGUCUGAGCCAGGCCAGCAGCUUUACAGAAAAAGGCCUGUCCUUGYUGAGCUACCAGCUGUGCAGCUACCUGGAGACCCGAAGCGUCCCGAGAGUGGAGGCUGUCCAGACUUCCCACGUUGUCCACACGUCCUGCGGGGGCUGGAUCCCAUGGAGGUGGUGCCCCAAGACUGUUUACAGGACACAGUACCUGACRGUGGAGGUCCCCGAGUCCAGGAACGUGACCGACUGCUGCAAGGGCUAYGAGCAGCUCGGCCUCUACUGCGUCCUGUCCCUGAAUCGGUCUGGGGAGUUUGCAUCAAGACCUGGUGUCUGCCCAACAGCAGGGCCACAGCUACCCACCUCACAGUGCAGCUCGGACACUGAGUGCCCUGGGCUUCAGAAGUGCUGUCCCUGGUCAGGGGGCCACCACUGUGUGGCUCCCACACCUCACGCUCCAGAGAGGAGCUGGGUGAGCUGGUACAACGUGACCAUGCUGGUGAAGGUGGACUUUGAGGACCUGCAGCAUGUGGACCCYGGGCUGCAGAACCACACGCGCCUUCUGUGCUCCUUGGUCACCAGUGCCUUGCAGCUGCUGGACCCCGCUGUGCACUACCUGAGCUCAGCCAGACAGGACCCCUCCACCACACUGUCAUGGCUGCUGCUGGGUCUGCCUCAGCUGCUGCCGGUAGCCAAGGUCUCCUCUAUGCUGAAUGACAUUGUGAAGCGUGUCUAUGAAGUGGUCAGCAUCCAGGUGCAAGACGUGGACGAGUGCUCCUACAAUGGGCUCCAUGCCUGCUCUGGAGAGGAGCUGUGUGUGAACGGGGAGGGCUCCUACCAGUGCGUCUGCCCACAGGACUCCUCGGCCUCGGCUCCGCAGAAGCUGAACGGCACGGGCAAAGAUUGUCCUCCGAUCCGUGACUACGUGGCUCUCAACGUCACCAGCAGCAGUUUCCGGGUGUCCUGGGGUCUGAAUUCCACCCAGAACCACACCUUCCACGUCCAGCUGCAGYGGGGUGAGCUGGUGCUCAGAUGCGCCUGGACCAGCGACCUGGGCCUGGAGGUGGCUGGGCUGGAGGCCGGGGUGCUGUACGGUGUGAAGACCAGCUACCAGUGCUGCGGGGCCAACGUCUCUGCCUGGCUGACCGUCAAGACAGAUGCCCAGGUUUUUGGACUUACAAUAAGGAUCGUGAACUGCAACCUGACGGAGCAGCUACUCAACUGUAGCAGCGUGGAACACAGGGACUUCUCCCGACAGCUGCUGCAAGAGGUCGAGAACUCCUUCCCACCAGCAGUUUGUGACCUUUACCGACGUGGGAAGCUGAGGAUGCAGAUGGCGUCUCUCCAGGUGGGGAGCGUGGUGGCGAAGCUGAGGCUCACAGUGCAAGACCCCGAGUUUCCAGUGGGUGUCUCCACUCUGGCUCCCCUGCUCCAGCUUCUGCCUUCAAGCACAGUGUUCCAGAUCGACCAGCAGGGGACGGCCGUGCAAGACUGGGACGAGUGUGCAGACAGCUCGGAGCACGACUGCUCCCCCGCCGCCGACUGCGUCAACCUCGAGGGCUCCUACACCUGCCAGUGCCGCACAGCCAGGGACGCCAACCCCUCCCGGGCUGGCCGCGCCUGUGAGGGUGAUGUGGUGAGCCCCGCGGGAGGUGAACUAUCUGCAGCAACAGGAGUGACAGCCUCWGCCCUCGGCACAGGGACAACCACCCUGUCCCUCAGACCCAGGCAUCCAUGGGACACCCUGGCAGCAAGCCAGGCCCAGACCCCAAGACCCCCACCCAGGAGAGGGGGCAGUGGCACAGUCGGGAACAACAGGAACAGCACAGGGCAAGGCGUGGAGAAGGAGUUACGGGGGAGCCCCACCAUGGAUCCACUCUUCUGGCCUGUGCCUGCGGAGGACCCCACGGGCCACAGUGUGUGGCACACCAACCUUCCCACUCAAAAGACAUCACUGAACGCCACAAGACUGMAGGACAGGGACCCUGGACCUUCCCCCUGGAUAGACCUGGUGUCGACCCCCAUUCCUGCCCCCCUGGAGCCCCCUGCCUGUGCCCCUGUCCCUAUCCAGAGGGUCACCGUCUCCAAUGUGACCAGCACCAGCUUCCACCUGGCGUGGGUGGCGAACCUUACCUUGCACCCCACCUUCCGGCUCUCCCUGGCCUCCCCACRGAGCCCUGCCGUGGGCCUGGAGACCCGAGGCACAAGCAUGACUGUGUCRGGGCUGGAGCCUGGCAUCCUGCACCUGGUGGAGAUCGUGGCCAAAGUGUGUGGAGAAGAUGGUGCCCGAGCACACCUGAAAGUGAGGACAGCCGCCCAGAAACUCAGCGGCAAAGUCAGACUAGCAAACGUCAGGUUUUCAGAAUCCUUGUGCAAUUCAAGCAGCACGGAGCACCAGCGCUUCCUGGAGCUCUUCUUCAGAAGGGUGAGGGACCCCUUGCCAGCCACCCUGCGUCAGCACAUGGACUCCGGCGGGAUCMGAGUGGACGUCACGAGCAUCGCCAAUGGCAGCGUGGUGGUGGAGUUUGAUCUGCUGGUGACCGUGGACCUGGAUGUCAGGGAGGUGUCUGUGGCGUUCCUCUGUGCCCUACAGAACGCGUCUCUGCUGGAAGCSAGCAGGGACAGUGCCUCCAUAUGGGAUUAUGACGAGUGUGAGAGGCAGGAGGACGAUUGUGUGCCGGGGACAUCCUGCCGGAACACCCUUGGGUCUUUCACCUGCAGCUGCCAGGGAGAUGCCCCGGACUUCCACGUGGAAUAUUCUGGAAGACCUUGCGAAGGAAGCUCUCCUGGCAACUUGACCCAGGCCCCCAGCCCAGAGCAGCUGCCCACACCAGCAGGGACCAGGGCUGCGCUCAGGACAGGUGACAGGCCCACCCCCCAGGACCUGCGCCCGCGGCUGAACCUGACGGGUGCAGUCAGGGUGCUCUGCGAGAUUGAGAAGGUGGCCAUCGCCAUCCAGAGACGCUUCCUGCAGCAAGAGGCCAUCCCUGAGUCCUCCCUGUACCUGGGACAGCCCUCCUGCAACGUGAGCAGCAGCAACAGCACCCACGUGCUCCUGGUGGCCGGCUGGGGAGAGUGUGGGACCCUUGUGCAAAGCAAUGUGACAAACACUGUGGUGAGGACCAUGCUGAGGAAUGACCUGUCCCCAGAGGGGAUCAUCCACCACCCGAAGAUCCUCAGCCCCAUCCACUGUGCCUUCCAGAACGACCUGCUGACUUCCUCGGGCUACGCCCCAGAGUGGGGCGUUCACACCAUCCUCGAGGACCUCCACGGCGCUGGGAAUUUUGUCACCGAAAUGCAGCUGUUCAUCGGAGAUUCUCCCAUCCCUCCAAACCACAGUGUGUCUGCCAGCGAAGACAUCACCAUCGAGGUGGGGCUCUGCAGACAGAACARCCAGCUCAAGGUGGUCCUCACGGAGUGCUGGGCCACCCCCUCCAGCAACACCCGGGACCCCGUCACUUUCAGCUUCAUCAACAACAGCUGCCCAGUCCCCGACACCUACACCAGUGUGAUCGAGAACGGCAACUCCAGCAAGGCCCAGUUUAAGCUGAGAAUCUUCUCCUUCAUCAAUAACUCCGUGGUCUACCUGCACUGCCGGCUGCGUGUCUGCCUGGAGUCCCCCAGAGCCACGUGCAAGAUAAGCUGCAAUGAGUUCCGGUCACCGAGAAGCAGUCAAGGCUCUGCAGUGCAGCAGAUGUCCUGGGGGCCCCUCGUCCGGGCACAAGGUGCCUCUCCAGGUGCAAAGCCAGGCCUGGGGACCGGCCACGUUGUUCUCAUCGCGGUGGCCUGCUUGGUCAUGGUGGCGGGGGCCGCAGCCUUUCUGAUCAUGCGCUACCAGAAAUUGACUGGAAGAUACAGCUUCAGCACCCAGGUGGACAACUUCAGCUACCAGGUGUUCUCUGAAUAG